Candidozyma auris is the source of this 855-nucleotide messenger RNA. RefSeq lists its product as uncharacterized. Lineage: Eukaryota; Fungi; Ascomycota; Pichiomycetes; Serinales; Metschnikowiaceae. The transcript has a single exon. Bases 1 to 855 code for a protein of 284 amino acids. The record is from RefSeq and is a predicted model, not a curated record.
AUGAAGUUCUCUACCCUCGCUUUUAUUGCUAGCACCGCUAUUGCCGCCGAGACUGUCAACCUCCAAGUCGUUUCUGACAACGGAGACCUCAACGGUAAGGGUAUUCAAUGGCUUCACGAGGGCGCCGGUUUUGCUUACUUUAAGGUGAUCGACCAACUUGGCCAGGAAUUCCAAUACGAUGCUGACCACAAGUUGCUCUACCAGCCAGAGCAACAAUACCCAGCUAAUGUUGGUGAAAUGUUUGAUUUUCUUGCAGUCGGCAUCUCUGUCACUCCCAGCAAUGUUACAUUCAACGAAAAAGGUGAGCUCGACAUCGGUAAGCAGAUUUACGCUUGUAAGAAUGUGAAUGACCCAUACCACUACUUUGAUUCUAGCUACGGUCUUCUCCUCGAUGCUCCAAACGAAAGCUGUGUCAAGGUUGCCCUCAAGAAGAUUGGCGGUACACAAUCACCAUCGCCUUCUCCAAAGCCAUCUGCCUCUAUUACUCAUGGCUGGAACACAACUGUGACUGAUGAUGUUACUGUGACUGGCUACACCACCUACUGCCCUAUCCCAACAACCAUCACCAUCACCACCUGUGUUCAGCAGACUUGCGGCCCUAAGACAAUCACCGUCGAUGAGCCAAAGACCGUUACCGUUACUGAGGAGUGUAUCAUUCCUUCCACCACCCCAGUCAAGCCAACCUCGUCUGGGGUCACCUCCGCUCCACAACCCACUACCCCAACCACUAUUGCUGCUCCAUCCACUUCUUCUAAGGCUUCACUGGCUGUUGUCUCCUCCUACGAGGGUGGUGCCGCCAAGAACGCUGCUGGUAUCGCAGCUGGUGUCGCUGGUGUUGCUGCUAUGUUGAUCUAA